AUGGCUCGAAAGAAAGCCGCUGCUAGGCCCAUGAAAACGUGUUGCAGCACCACCAACGUUGCAGCGUUGAUCGUGGAAGCCGUAUCGGGCUCCAAGGAGAAGAGCGGCGUGUCCAUGGCUGCCCUGCAGAAGGCUCUUACUGCUGGAGGUUAUGACGUGGCACACAACGUCUCCCGCGUGAAACAAGCGGUGAAGAGCCUUGUGAGUAACGGAACCCUGCUUCAGUCAAAGGGACCAGGCGCAGUCUGUUUUAUCCUAAAUGCUGGAUCUUCACAAUCCCCCUCGAAGACGCGUGCAGCAGGCAGCCCGAGUCCGAAGAAAACCAAGAAAACUACGCCCAGGAAGGCGAAGAGGAGUCCCAGGAAGGCGACCAGGAGUCCCAGAAAAGGAAAGUCCGCCAGACCCAAAAAAGCCAAGACAGCCCGCAGGAAGAAAUGAUUUCUCGGUUGAAUUUCUUGCCACGAACAACAAAGGCUCUUUUAAGAGCCGCCCAAC
This is a messenger RNA of Anguilla rostrata (American eel), 495 nucleotides long. RefSeq names its product histone H1.3-like. The record is from RefSeq and is a predicted model, not a curated record. Lineage: Eukaryota; Metazoa; Chordata; Actinopteri; Anguilliformes; Anguillidae. Gene Ontology annotation, cellular component: nucleosome. Gene Ontology annotation, biological process: nucleosome assembly. The transcript has a single exon. Gene Ontology annotation, molecular function: DNA binding. Bases 1 to 438 code for a protein of 145 amino acids.